Molecule: messenger RNA, 474 nt
Organism: Schistosoma spindalis
Lineage: Eukaryota; Metazoa; Platyhelminthes; Trematoda; Strigeidida; Schistosomatidae
Source: the annotation of a GenBank genome assembly
AUGAUAAAUUUUAUGUUAUUGUUUAGUCGUCAAGGUAAAGUGCGACUUCAAAAAUGGUAUAGCUCUUAUACGGAGAAAGAAAAGAAAAAGUAUUUGCGCGAAAUUAUUUCUCUGGUCUUUGCAAGGAAACCAAAAAUGUGCUCGUUUCUAGAAUGGCAAGACCUUAAGAUUGUGUACAGGAGAUAUGCUAGUCUCUAUUUUGUGUGCGCUAUUGAUCAGACAGAUAAUGAAUUGAUUACAUUGGAAAUUAUUCAUCGUUACGUGGAGAUUCUGGAUAAAUAUUUUGGAAAUGUCUGUGAAUUGGACAUAAUCUUCCACUUUGAAAAAGCUUACUUUGUUUUGGAUGAAUAUUUACUAGCUGGUGAAGUACAAGAGACAGGGGCAAAAGAAAUUCUUUCUGUGAUAGAUGCACAAGAUAUAAUUCAAGAGGAUGAAGUCCCACAAAAACUUUUCGAAGAUCAAAGUCUCAAUUGA